AUGGAUGCUAGCCCGAGCCUCCAGCUGAUUGGAGCCUGGUCCCGGGCCGCGAGCGAUGCGGCUCCAUCAGCUGCUGCUGUCCCACUGACCCGGCAGUUGAGGAUCCAAGAUCAUCUACGGCGCGAGAUCACGCCAAAGCGCACAAUCGUUCUGCUGGCAUUGAUCGCUAUGAGUAUGGCGACAGAGCGCUUCUGCCCGCCAGACUUUGGCAUUGCGGCAACUGAUAGGUGGAAGCCAUAUGUCGUGGUGGACAGCAUUUGCAUGGGCAUACUUCUUAUUGCAGACGGCUUCCCCCCAGAAGCAGUGCUGUUAGCCUUGACGGUAGUCUACGUUCUGGCGGGAAUCAUCACUGAAGGAGAGGCAUUUGCGGGGUUUUCCAGUCCUGGCGUCCUCGCAUUCGGCGCCUUGUUUGUCCUCUCGGAAGCCUUUGCAGAAGUCAAAGUACUGGAUGCAAUAAUCUCCCGCUGUUUGGGAAGCCCGAGAACGCUCCUGGCGGCACAGUUCCGAAUAACGGUACCUGUUGCCGUGCUGUCUGCAUUUUUCAACAAUGGUCCACUUGUGGCCAUGCUGGUGCCGAUAGUACAGGCCUGGGCACAACGCCACGGACAUUCAGCCGCGCAGCUGCUAAUGCCUCUUGCAUUUGCAUCGACCUUGGGUGGAACUUUGACCAUCAUCGGCUCUGCGGCGAAUCUACUGGCACAUGAUCGGGCUCGAGCUCUGGAUCCACCUGUCACCAUCGGCUUCUUCGAUCUGACGCCUUAUGCUGCUCCUUUGGGCCUGCUGGGCUUGUGCUAUAUGCUGAUCGCUGGCCCCAGGUUAUUGCCUCAAAGUGGGGACGCGCAACCAGCCCGACUUUCCUCGAAGCAGACCCAGUCUGGAAAUGAGGAGGUGGUGCCUGAUGUUGAGCAAGAUCAACUGCGCAGGUACCGCAUUCUGUUCGUGGUUCGAAGCCGCUGUCCAUCGAUAGGAUGUAGCUUGUAUGAUAUGGGUUUGACACGUUUGCCCGACGUUUUGGUUUUGGAGAUUCGUCGCCACGGCGAAGCCUUGCCAGAUACUUUUGGCACGCCACUCUGUGCUGGAGAUUUAGUGAAGGUGUCCGCCAGCGCAGCAAGCAUUGCUCGGCUGCGCAAGUCUUACGACGGCCUGGAGCCGGCAGUUCACAAAGACCUUGCAACACUGGGCCCUCACAGGAGACACCGACGACUCUUCGAAGCAGUGGUUGCUGCGAACUCUGCCCUCGUGACUGAGCCGUUGGUCAAGCAAAAGGAGAGGCUUCUUCACAAAGCUGGGUCGGUUAUUCUUGCUGUGCGCGCAUCCUCAAGUGAUGCAGCCGCAGAUGUCGAAGCCCGUAACCCAAGUCAGCUUGCACAGGGGGAUGUUCUGCUGUUGGAGGCUUUUCCUGACACGUUGGACAGGCUGCCGGAUUUCUCGGUGAUAGCAGCCGUCGAGUCCUCGAAACCCCCGCGGAGGGGUCGGCAGCAGGACAGACUCCGGGGCCUGUUGUGCUUGGGUGGCUUCAUGCUUGCGAUCGGGUUGAACGGUUUCGGCUUCCUUCCCUUGGCAACGGCGAUCUUGGCGCUGGACUUCUUCUGCUGUUGUGCAAAGGUUCUCAGCUGGCGAGAGGCAAUGCUCGGCGUCAAUGGCAGCGUAAUGAUGACCAUUGCUGCCUCUUUCGGCAUUUCUGCAGCAAUGACACGAACUGGAGCCGCAGCUGCUCUGGCAAAUGCAUUGUUGAAUGUUGGACUGCAUUCAGGUCCAUUUGGAGUUCUUUGCAUGGUGUACGCUGGCACUGCACUCUUAACCAACAUAAUCAGCAACACUGCCACGUGCGUGAUGAUGAUUCCGGUGGCCGUGCAUGUUGCGAAGCAGCUACAGCAGUCUGAGGGAUGCGAGGCGAUAGACGAGAAGACACUGCUAUUCCUGGUCAUUUUCGCUGCGAAUGCUUCCUUUGCCACACCCCUCGGUUCCCCUUCAAACAUUCUGGUUGUAGAAGCUGGCAACUACACCUUCAGUGAUUUUGUGCGAUUUGGAGGCAUGCUCCAGAUCAUUAUGAUGUGGGCAACAUGCACCGCUCUGUAUUUCUUUCCUUGCUCUGCGUCCUAG
Molecule: messenger RNA, 2103 nt
Organism: Symbiodinium sp. CCMP2456
Lineage: Eukaryota; Dinophyceae; Suessiales; Symbiodiniaceae
Source: the annotation of a GenBank genome assembly